GCCCCCGAAAGGGUAGAAGUCCCCCAUCAGCUUCGGAAAACAACGGAAGCCAAAUAAAGCAAACUCUUCAGUCAUCGUUGGUGGACUUCUUAAGUAGUUACCCUCCUUCAACGGGAAUUUGCGCACGUGAUGACGUCCACAAGCACGCAGCUCAUUGCAGACGUGCUACGCCGGCCCAGUUCGGUGGACCGCCUUCACUGGACGCUGCCUGAACCACCCUUUCGCACCGCGCAGGACUAUGCGGCAACGGAGUUCCUCUACCGACUCCGCCUGUGCUCGGUGCUGGUGCGCGGGUCGUUGCUGUUGAACGCACUCGCACAAGGCGGGCCCCUUGGAUGCAGCCCUGCGCCUGCUCCAUCCAGCGUAAAUGCGAGUUCCACCGCGUUGCAGUACCCUGUGCAAGUCACCGCACAGCUCACGUACAUGGCGGAGCCACUGAGCCCCAUUGUGGAGUCGUCCGCCGUGUACGCGGCUUCCGUCAACGCCUCACCCAAUGCUUCGAGCUCCCCAUCCAGCGUCUCACCCGACGAGCAACGGGUGGAGUUCGUCUUUGCGGAGGAGUGGAUUAUUUUUCCGCUGGAGCUGUGCGAUGUCCCGCUGGACGCCACGUGCGAGCUGCACCUGUGGUACAACGACAUCGACGUGGGGGCUGCCUCUUUCCACGUGUAUGCGGUGGAGGGAGAGCUACGGGUGGGGCAGCAGCACCUUUCCUUGAACUCCACUGCAGCAGUACCAACAACCGCGGAAGGACCUCCAAUGGAUGACGCGACCGCAUUGCUGGCGGAGUACCAUCGUGGACGCUUCCCGGUCAUCCCCUGGCUCGACGGGUUGUCCGUGCACCAACUGGAAGCCCGACAAGCGAGGCGUGCGCGUUCGACGAUGCUGCGCAGCGCUGCAGUGGGCGCGGACGCUGCGGAGGAGGCCGCGCUCCUCGUGUUUUAUCUUCCCACGGCCACCACCGCGGUUUUCUUCGAGCCCGCCGCCGCCCUCGGGGCGCGUGAAAUGGAACCUUUGCUGACGGGGGUCGAUGCAGCAAGUGCAGAUGGAAGCGUUACUGCGGAGCGCUCGAGGGAGCACGCGGGCGACUAUGCCCAACGCCUCUUUCCGGAUCAGUACACCUUCUUCAAGGAUUUCAACCUGAGUGAGGCCAAGGCUGCCAUCACCGCCAAGUCGCAGUACUUCGUCUCCGAGAGCAGCGCACCGCCGGGGCCGAAGGAGCGUCAUCAACUGGCCAGCCUGCUGCGACGCCCGCCUCUUCAGCUCGACCACGGCAGCAGCGGCGGCGCCGGCGGUGCGGGAGUAGGCGGGGGCGGGGCUGUGAACCGGCUGGAGGAGACACGCCUGCUGUGGAAGUACCGCCGCUUCAUCUGCAAAGACGGACGCUUUCUCCUGCCGUUUAUGCGCAGCGUUGAUUGGGCCAACACGCACUCCACAGAGCGGCGGGCGGCGUGCGCGCUGAUGCAUCAGUGGGCUCGACCCGGUUUUGCGGACCUCCUCGCCUGCCUCAGCUUCUACUUUGACCGCGUCGCGCCCGUUCGGCAGUACGCCGUCCGCCUGCUGCGGCAGGAAGGCGAUGGGCGGCUGUGUCAGGUUGUCUUUCAGCUUCUGCAGGCCGUCCGCUACGACUCCGCCGACGGCGAGCUCGCGACGUUCUUGCUGGACCGCGCGGUAGGGUGCUGGGAGAUGUGCAGCACCGUGUACACGAUGCUGACGGUGGAGGUGGCGCUGGAGCGUCGACGUGCCGGUGGGCCUGGAAAGGCUGGCGAGAACAGCGCCAACGCGAGCGGCAGCAGUCCACCGCCGGCGCAAGCGCGUGAACGGCCCGCGUGGGGGGCCGUCUUCGAGUCCCUCCUGCGGCGUCUAGCGAAUCGCCUUUCGCAGCAGAGUCCGCUCUUCGUUUCGCGCCUGCGGCAACAACACGCCAUGCAUCGCGUCCUCCAGCAACUGAGCAAGCAAGUCCAGCAAAGCGCGCUGGAUCGCCUGGGCAAGACGUCGCUAGGCAACAAGCUCAUUGCGAAGCAGAGCUGCGGCCUCCACGCCCUCUUUGGCACGUUGCGUCAUCGUGCCCCGCGCCGGGCGAACUCGGCGACGGCGGACAACGGUCAAAGCAACAGCAGCUUUGCGACGGACGCCGCCUCGACGCAGCAGGAACGCUCCCCCGUUAACUCGGUUGUACGUGCGGCGUGGGAGGAGGAGGAGGAAGACAACGACAGAGAAGGCGAGGAGGGCGCCACUGCCGCGGCUGCGGCUGGCAACGGCAAAGAGCAGCAAGAAGUGAACGCCCCCACGUCGUCCGCCAACUUGAGUUCAGCAACGACCCCACUUCAUGGAAGCCGUACGCGACGCGGCACGCAGUCCGUUGCAGGCGUGUCACAGCAGCGAGGCACAACAGCGGCCACCGCCGUCGACGUCUUGGACCGCUACGGCGUCGUGACCUUACCCAUCUACCCUGCCGUCCCCAUCACAGGGAUUCUCCCUAACUCUCUUUACAUCUUCAAGAGCGCCAAGCUGCCGAUGCGACUGACGUUCAAGGCCAUACGACCCGCGGGCGUUCAAAGCGGGCCGACGAUGGUGUCCACGGUGUCGUCGAGCACCGUCACGUCUGCGGCUCCUGCAGCGCUCGCACCACCGUCCGCUUCAUCUCCCGCUGCUGCGUGUUUGCUGACGCCUCUUGCCAUGCAGCGGCAACAGCGCACCGUGUCCACGCAACGCACUGCCGGCUCUACCGCAAAUGUCAACAGCAACAGCAGUGGCGAAGUCUCUUCCGCCUUUGUGGAAGACCCCGUCGGGUCCGUGGAGGAGGACACGGUUCCGCUCGCCAUGAUGUUCAAGUAUGACGACGACGUGCGCCAAGACCAGCUCAUCGUGCAGCUUUUGCGCGUGAUGGACGACCUUCUCCAGCAAGACGGGCUGCAGCUUUACUUGACGCCCUACCGCGUCAUUGCGACAGGACCGCGCGAAGGCUUGGUGGAGAUCGUACCGCAGGCGACGACGUUCCUCAAUGUGCAGCGGGAAGUGCUGAAGUACCUGCGUGUCUACAACCCAACGGCGGAGCUGCUGCGCCAGGCGAUGGACCGCUACACUCGCAGCUUCGCCGGCUACUGCGUCUCCACGUUCGUCCUAGGCAUUGGUGACCGACAUCUGGAAAACAUUCUCCUCACCCAAGACGGCCGCCUGCUGCACAUUGACUUCGGGUACGUCUUCGGCAACGAUCCGAAGCCCUUCCCGCCGCCCAUGAAGAUCAAUCGCGAGAUGGUCGAGGUCCUGGGCGGGCCGCAGAGCACCGGCUUUACGGAGUUCAAGCUGUACUGCUGCAGCGCCUACAACACACUGCGCAAGCACGCUGCGCUGCUGCUGCACCUGCUGUUGUUGGGGGCACACGCGGAGAACAUGCCGCAGGUCACCGGCGACGGCGGGGACCCCCGUGUGAACCUCCUGAAGGUGCAGGAGAGGCUGCGACUGGACCUGACCAACGCACAGGCGACACAGUAUCUGCAGAACGUCAUCGCAGACAGCGUGGGUUCGAUCUUUACCAAUCUCUGGGAUGUCCUCCACGCGGCGGCGCAGGCAACCCGCAGCUGA
This is a messenger RNA of Leptomonas pyrrhocoris, 3582 nucleotides long. Its product is annotated as putative PI3-kinase. Gene Ontology annotation, cellular component: phosphatidylinositol 3-kinase complex, class III, type I; endosome; peroxisome. The record is from RefSeq and is a predicted model, not a curated record. NCBI's taxonomy places the organism in Eukaryota, Euglenozoa, Kinetoplastea, Trypanosomatida, Trypanosomatidae. Gene Ontology annotation, molecular function: 1-phosphatidylinositol-3-kinase activity. The coding region runs from base 130 to 3582 and encodes 1150 amino acids. The transcript has a single exon. Gene Ontology annotation, biological process: autophagy of peroxisome; phosphatidylinositol-3-phosphate biosynthetic process; autophagosome assembly.